Molecule: messenger RNA, 891 nt
Organism: Chondrus crispus (carragheen)
Lineage: Eukaryota; Rhodophyta; Florideophyceae; Gigartinales; Gigartinaceae
Exons: 1
Coding region: 1-891 (296 amino acids)
Source: RefSeq, a predicted model, not a curated record
AUGGCUUCGCAGCUGGGCUUUGCCUCUUUUUCCGCAUUUUUCGUUCCGCUGUCAAGGCCGCGAUGGAUUGCUCCUCAGAAGUCCCCUCAGCGUAGAGCCCGCCGCCCUUCUCAUUUCGCUGCCACAAACUUACUUUUCACCGGUUCAGGCGAUGCAUCUCCGCAGUUUGCGCCCGUCCUUAUUCUCCCAGGUCUUGGAAAUUCGAGUGCUGACUAUGCGUCUUUGGCUUCAAGUCUCGCCGAGAGAGGGCACGCCGCGGUAUCCAUAGCUCCUGUCGCGAGAUGGAAAUGGAGUUUGAACGCAAGAGGAUUCUUUAUUUCUGACUACUGGAAAGGCACGCUUCGCCCUGACCAAGUUCUCAAGUGGUACUUUGGAUGCGUUGAUCUAGGACUGAGGGAGCUAGUCGAAUCUGGAAUGGAUCUCUGCGGUAUCAGUGUGGUCGGACAUUCCGCUGGGGGCUGGCUUGGUCGCGCAUAUCUUGCCGAGUGUGCCCCAGCAGAGCUGCGUGUGUCUUCACUGGUUACGCUUGGGACACCGCACAAGGCACCGCCGACAGGACAGAUGGAUCAAACGAGAGGAUUACUGAAAUACAUUGACAAGGAGUGCGGAAUGUCAGACCUCGUCGACGACUUUGUUUGUGUGGCAGGGACUGGGACUAUAGGGAAGCAGUUCGGGAAUGGUUCAGUCGGCGAAUAUGUGGCGUACCUCAGUUAUGCGGCUGUCAGUGGGGAAGGCAACGUAGACGGGGACGGGGUGACACCAGUGAAUGCGGCGUGUGCACCAAGCGGGAGAUUGGUGAUAUGUAACGAUUGUGAUCAUUCGAUGUUGACCAGUCGGCGAUGGUACGGUGAGGGCGAGGCGUAUCAAAAAUGGGUCAGUAACCUACCGUAA